CUCUAAGAUCCGCCGGCGCGUCGUGGCGGCUCCUCCGCGUCCCGCCUCCGAGGCCGCGGGCGGCGUCAGGCUGAUCUGGGUGGCGCGCGGCGCCGGGGAGCGCCCCAUCGUAUUCGUGCCUCUCAAGCCUAGGCCAUGGAGGGGGUAUCAUCAGCUCCAGAAAUGGACGAGGCUAUCUCAACUGACCAAUCAAGCAGAUCAACAAAAAGAAGGGCUAAAGUGUGGGAUCAUGUUGAUUCAGAGCUAAUAGAUGGGAAAGAGAAGGCGGUUUGCAAAUACUGUAAGGCCCACUUAUCUUCUGCUGCGGGUAAAGGUACAACUCAUCUAAAUAGGCAUAUUUCUGUGUAUUGCCAUGCAAUUCCACCAGAAGAGAGACAAAGGUUCUUAGCGACCCAAAAAACAAAGCCUGAUGUUGCUCAUGUUUUCGACCCAGUAGUCUUUCGUGGUCUAAUAGCCAAGUACUUCCUUAGCGCAGAGAUUUCAUUUCGAAAGUGUGAAGAUCCAUCCUGGAAAGAAAUGAUAAAUUAUUGUCAACCAUCUUUUCGAUUAGUCGGUCGACAGACUGUCCGUUCAGAUUGUAUGUUGUUGUAUGAAGAGGAGAAGUUGCAGUUAAUUGAGCAGUUUACAAAGUUGAAAUCUCAUGUUAGUUUGACUGCUGAUCUUUGGUCCUCUAACCAAAACCUUGGAUAUCUUGGUGUAACAGCACAUUUCAUUAGUGAAGAUUUUGAGUUGCACAAAAAGAUUAUUGCAUUCAAGAAGAUUUCCUUCCCACAUACAUCUUAUGCUGUGCAAGAUGGUAUUACCUCUUGUUUGCUAGAGUGGGGAUUGGUUGGUGAUUUGUUUACCCUGACUUUGGAUAAUGCUAGUGUAAACAAUAGAGCAAUGAAAGAUAUGCGAGAUGCUUUGGGCAGCCAGAUGUUUUUCAGUGGUGAACACCUCCAUGUGAGGUGUUCUUCUCAUGUGCUCAACAUCAUGGUUCAAGCUGGACUAAAGGUCGUUCCAAAUGCAGUCGGGAAGGUGAGGGACAUUAUCAAGGUCGUAAUAUCUACACCAUCUCGUUUACAGAUCUUCAAUUCUAUUGUUCAAACGUUGGGUCUUAGAAGUAAAUCGGGGCUGAUUCUUGAUGUUCCACAUCGUUGGAAUGCAACCUAUGAUAUGCUAAAUGAAGCCCUAAAAUAUAAGGCUGCUCUGAACAGAUAUGCAGUAGAGCAACACCAUGAAUGUCCCACUGAAGAAGAUUGGUCGAAGGCAGAAGCUCUUCAUGGUUUUCUACAAGAGUUUAGUGAUGCAACCAAAGCAUUCUCAGCGGAUAGGCAUCCCACAGCUCAUCUUUUUCUCAAGAUGUUGCUCGUUAUCCGAGGUGUGCUGCUUGAUGAGAAUUAUAACUCAAAUGAACUCCUUAAUGAGAUGGCAAAUGUUAUGUAUACCAAGUUCCAAAAAUAUUGGAUAAAUCCUAAUAUUGUGUUGCUCAUAGCUGCUGUUCUAGAUCCAUCAAUGAAAACUGUGUAGAAAUACUGAAUUUUAGCAUGGAGCGUCUUUGUAAACAUUUUAGCAUGGAGCAGUUUCUCAUCGAUCAUGGCUGUCAAGUUCUAUUUCUCUACACAGUUGCACUUUGUGGUUGUUUUCUAUCA
This is a messenger RNA of Zea mays, 1631 nucleotides long. NCBI's taxonomy places the organism in Eukaryota, Viridiplantae, Streptophyta, Magnoliopsida, Poales, Poaceae. The record is from RefSeq.